Molecule: messenger RNA, 5734 nt
Organism: Oncorhynchus masou masou (cherry salmon)
Lineage: Eukaryota; Metazoa; Chordata; Actinopteri; Salmoniformes; Salmonidae
Product: disks large homolog 1-like
Exons: 25
Coding region: 794-3754 (986 amino acids)
Biological process (GO): establishment or maintenance of epithelial cell apical/basal polarity; embryo development; cell-cell adhesion
Cellular component (GO): postsynaptic density membrane; neuromuscular junction; basolateral plasma membrane
Molecular function (GO): kinase binding
Source: RefSeq, a predicted model, not a curated record
UUGGAAUUCCUCAUACAUUGGUGGAAAGAAGGAGGAGGGGAGAGCGCCGAGCAGGGGAACUUUGACUUGUGGAAAUAUUGCCGGACCGACAUAGAUAAAAGCUUGAGAGCGGGAAACGAAUAAUUCAGCACUCAGAAACAAAAAAGAGGAUUUUACUCCCUAAAUGCACAGACUGAACUUUAGGAUUCGUUACUCGCAGUUUCUUCUGCCACUUUGAACUGCACUGCACAUGUUCUCAGAUUUUCAGGCUGCUCAAUGAAUUGCACCGUAUAGAGCUGGGCUUGCUGAGAACCGGUUUGUUUAUGUUUAGUGUAUGAGAAUUGAUUGGAGAUACGAACGUGACACACGGCAGUAGUGUUUCACAUAGCUGUUAGUGGGAAACUGGUGUCGGGAAUCCUGCGCUGUCUCUACUGGCAGUAACCUAAAUGAACCCUGUCAGUUAGCCCUGCCAGGGAUACAAGCUGGUCACAUUGGCAUUCACGGCGGGUCAUCUGAAUAGGCUUUAAUCUACCAAAAAAAAAUCGGAUUCAUUGCAUGUUUAUAGUCCAGUAAGAAAAAACGGUGCCUUUUGUAGUCUAUUGAACGGGCGGGAGCUAUAGCGCACAUUGCGUUUUUUGAGGAGAGAAGAGACUAGUUUCUGUUCAUGCUAAAACGGUGUAAACUCCUGGCUCUGCCCCUCUGGCAACUGUAGCAAAGGAUAUCUGAAGCAAGGGAGUGUAGGCUACUACACCAAACAUUAGCCUGCACGAAACAGUGCCUGCGUCUACUUUUCCUGCUGCACUUGGGAGCUGUCAUGCCUAUACGAAAGAAAGAUGCUCAAAGAGCUUUACUGCUCAUGGAGGAAUACAAGACGAAACUUGGACAGACAGAAGACAGACAACUCAGACAGUCACUAGAAAGACUCAUCAACAUUUUUCAGAGCAACCUCUUCCAAGCCUUGAUAGAUAUCCAGGAGUUUUAUGAAGUGACCUUACAGGAAGGCCAGACAUCUGUAGAGCCAGUCAAGCCUGCAGAGCCCCCAGCUCCCCCUGUCACCCUGUGGGACUUUUCCAGCCUUCCCUCCCCCUCUACAGCUGUCACCUCUGACACCCUGCCCAGCAGCCUUACGUCCAGCAUAGAGAAGUACAGGAUUCAGGAUGAGGAUGGUUCUACCCCCCAGCAGGACCAGGGUCAGUCUCAGGCCUGUCCCCAGCACCCCUACCCCAGCCUGGAGGAGAGAGGCAGAGAGCGGGAGCUGCCAGGGAGCCAUCACGGGACCCUCCGCAGCCACCAUGGAGGAGGAACCCUGGACGGGUACCACCAGGGCAGGGGAGAGAGAGAGGGCAGGGGGGAGGGACGGCCAGAGCUGGUCCAGGUAGCGGAGAAAAACCUGUCUCAGAUAGAGAACGUCCAUGGAUAUGUCUCCCACGCACACAUCUCCCCUAUGAAGCAGCCAGAUGUGGUGGUCCCGCCCCCCGUACCCAUAAUCCCUGUGAUCCCCAUCCCAGCCGAGACCACUCCUGUCAUCUCUCCACCCUCCUCUCUGCCUGCACCCACGUCACCCACGUCACAGGCAAACCCACCUCCUGUGGUGGUCAACACAGACAGCUUGGACAGCCCCCCAUACGCGAAUGGAUCUGAAGCUGAUUAUGAAUAUGAUGAGAUCACACUGGAACGGGGUAACUCUGGGUUGGGCUUCAGUAUUGCAGGGGGGACAGAUAACCCCCACAUCGGCGAAGACCCCAGUAUCUUCAUCACCAAGAUUAUCCCUGGGGGAGCUGCAGCUCAGGACGAACGUCUCAGAGUGAAUGACUGCAUCCUGAGAGUGAACGAGGCCGACGUGAGGGAUGUGACCCACAGUAAGGCUGUGGAGGCCCUGAAGGAGGCCGGCUGCAUCGUCAGGCUCUACAUCCGCAGGAGAAAAGCCCUCUCGGAGAAGAUCCUGGAGCUUAAACUAGUCAAAGGUCCCAAAGGGCUAGGAUUCAGUAUUGCGGGGGGAGUAGGGAACCAGCACAUUCCAGGAGACAACAGCAUCUAUGUCACCAAGGUCAUCGAGGGAGGGGCUGCACACAAAGACCAGAGGCUGCAGAUAGGAGACAAACUAUUGGCUGUAAACAGCGCUUGCCUUGAGGAAGUGAGUCACGAGGAUGCCGUGGCAGCCUUGAAAAACACCCCUGAUGUGGUUUACUUGAAAGUGGCGAAGCCCACCAGUGUCUUCAUGAACGACAGUUUCGCUCCCCCCGACAUCACCAACUCGUAUUCCCCUCACAUGGACAACCAUAUCAGCCCUUCCAACUACCUGAGCCGGCCCCAUACCCCCGCCACGCCUGGACGCUACUCCCCCGUCCCCAAGAGCAUGCUGGGAGACGACGAGGUGACCAGGGAGCCCAGGAAGGUGGUGUUGCACCGUGGGUCUACAGGCCUGGGUUUUAACAUCGUAGGAGGAGAGGAUGGAGAGGGAAUCUUUAUCUCCUUCAUUCUGGCUGGUGGACCUGCUGACCUCUGUGGAGAGCUUCGCAAAGGAGACCGCAUCAUCUCAGUGAACGGGGUCGACCUGCGCAGUGCAACCCAUGAGCAGGCUGCAGCAGCUCUGAAGAAUGCUGGACAGACUGUUACCAUCACAGGCCAGUACAGGCCAGAGGAGUACAGUCGGUUUGAAGCCAAAAUCCAUGAUCUACGUGAACAGAUGAUGAACAGCUCUAUCAGCAGUGGCUCUCUGCGGACCAGCCAGAAGAGAACUCUCUAUGUCAGGGCUCUGUUUGACUAUGACCGGGCGAAGGACUCGGGGCUGCCCAGCCAGGGGCUCAACUUCCACUUUGGAGACAUCCUUCAUGUGGUGAAUGCCUCCGAUGACGAGUGGUGGCAGGCACGGCAGGUGACCCAUGAAGGAGAGGUGGAAGAGGUUGGAGUCAUCCCCAGCAGGAGGAGGGUCGAAAAGAAAGAGAGAGCGCGGUUAAAGACAGUCAAAUUCAACGCCCGGUCUCAAGACAAAGUGCAGUCAUUCAAUGACAAGCGUAAAAAGAACCUAUUUUCCCGAAAGUUCCCUUUCUACAACAAGAGCAAGGAGCACAGCGAACAGGAAACGAGCGAUGCUGACCAGCAUGUUACCUCUAACGCCAGUGAUAGUGAAAGUAGUUACCGUGGCCAGGAGGAGUACGUCCUGUCCUACGAGCCAGUCACACAGCAGGAAGUGAACUACACACGACCUGUCAUCAUCCUGGGGCCAAUGAAAGACCGCAUCAACGAUGACCUCAUCUCAGAGUUCCCCGACAAAUUUGGGUCCUGUGUCCCACACACGACCAGACCGAAGCGGGAUUACGAGGUGGAUGCCAGAGACUACCAUUUUGUGGUGUCCAGGGAGCAGAUGGAGAAAGAUAUCCAGGACCACAAGUUCAUUGAGGCGGGCCAGUACAACAACCACCUGUAUGGAACCAGCGUCCAGUCUGUACGGGAGGUCGCUGAGAAGGGGAAGCAUUGCAUCCUGGAUGUUUCAGGCAACGCCAUCAAGCGAUUGCAAUCGACCAUGCUCUACCCCAUCGCUAUUUUCAUCAAGCCCAAGUCUGUGGAGAAUAUCCUGGAGAUGAAUAAGAGGCUAACAGAGGACCAGGGGAGGAAGACGUUCGACCGAGCCAUGAAGCUGGAGCAGGAGUUCACUGAGCACUUCACUGCUAUCGUCCAGGGGGACUCUCUGGAGGAGGUUUAUAACACAGUGAAGAGGAUCAUCGAGGAGCAGUCAGGACCCUUCAUCUGGGUGCCUGCCAAGGACAAGUUGUGAAGGAGGACAGAAGAGAUGACCUUUUUUUUUUGCCGUCCUCGUUUUCUUCUUUGAUUUUACGUCUAAUUUUAUGCCCUGAGCAUAGGACCCCCCCUCUCCCUUUCACUUAUACCCCCCCCCCUCGCGCGCCGCCCUGCUCCCCUCUGUCACACUGGCUGGUGUCAUUACAUUAGUGUCUGGGGAUCUGAUCACGCAUAGACCCACACACACACACACACACACACACACACACACACAGAAUUCUUUAAUGCUUUCUCUAUCACACACUCGCUCACGCUCUCGCUCGCUCUCUCUCUCUCUUCUCUCUCUCGCUCUCUCGUGUUUUCUUGGGCUGUCCUUGUAUCUGGGUGUUUUUCCUGCUAAGGAGGUACGGGCUUUGGCAACCAGCGUCUUAUGGGGAGAUUUUUAUGGUACAAGUCCUUAAUGUUUAAGGAACAUGAUUUAGAUGCAUAUAUAUACAAAUAAUAAAUCAUUUCUUGUACUUUUUUUUUCUUCAUAUUAUUGAAAGGAAAUGCAUUCAUGUAUGGGGGUUCGUAAAGGAAAUGCAUUCAUGUAUGGGGUUCGUAAAGGAAAUGCAUUCAUGUAUGGGGUUCGUAAAGGAAAUGCAUUCAUGUAUGGGGUUCGUAAAGGAAAUGCAUUCAUGUAUGGGGUUCGUAAAGGAAAUGACAUGAGGCUAAACUUUGCACGUUAUAGCUUUAAAAGAGCAUGUUUCAUAGUGUUCUGAUCAUUCCCUCGUCAUGUUUUUUUGUCGUUCUUUAGUUGUCCUUUGUCUCUGCUCACGUGACAGCCAUACAUACUAUUCAACCUGCACAGAGGGAACUAAGGUUACAGAGUGAUGACUGGACUUCACUCUGACACACGAGGCUGUUUCUUAUCAUGGCCGCCUUCACUGACUUUAAUGAUCCCUGAUGAUUUGAUUCUGUUCUUUGUCCAUAAGCUUUCAGGUUAAUUUCCUGAACAGGAAUAGAGUAAAUGAAAGGCUGUUUUUAAACUGACUCCAGGUGUAUUAGUAGUAGUAAGAAGGAAGCAAAAACCCGAAAGAAUUUAUUGUACACUGAGAUUUUAACGUAUAUUUAACCCUCAGUCUACUGCCUAUUUUGUUAUAAUAAAAAGUCUAUAUUGAGCUUUACUUCAAAACUCAUACAGCUAUGGGGAAUUAUUUUCUUUGCCACGUUGAACGUAUAAAUAUGAAUAUAUAUAUAUAUAUAUAAAUAUAUUUUCCUUUACUUUCACCAACACCUAUCGGUUUCAGUUAGUUACUUAUGCGUUCAGUAGAGCAGAGGAGACCUGUGGUCCGGAGUCAGAUCCCUCUGUAAGGUCAGAGAAUGGGGUUAAGGUUAGGAACAGGACACACGUACACCCCCUAACUCUGAACUCCGCUGACUGGCUGGGGUGUGAACUGUGUUGGUGAAGCAGUGGAAAUGUAAAGUAACCAACAUGGUGUUCUGGUUCUGGUUCUCCUCUCCCCCAUCUCCAUGUCCACUUCCCUGCGAGUUUCCUUUUUUUUCAUGUGAUGUGCAUGGUUUUUAGAAGCAGUAGUCUUUAUUAAAUAACAAACGGGGGGGGGGGGGGGAGAGGAGUCUGUGUUCACCGAGGAUUGUGACGUCAUAUCUUCAAGCUCCGCGAGAGGAUCGUUCAGACAGACACACACUGGAGUAGACAGUCCUCAAGAGUGUGUGUGUGGACAUGGCCGUUGUUCGUAUCUGAAGGGGGAAAGAUCUAACAACGCGCUUCCGAAGCGCGAUGCCUUUAACUGUCCUCCGGAGGACUCCGUGCUGGAAUCCUCCCUCCCUCUCCUGCUUCCACAGAGAUGAUUGUUUUCUAUAAGACUUGUUCUUCUUCUGGUUCUUCUUGUUCUUCACCACCUCACCACUGCUUUCUAUCUCACUUUUGGAUUCGAGUUUGUAAAUAAUCCCUUUCCUGAUUCAUUCAAUUUGUCAUAAAGAGGAGAACUGCCAAUAAACCCUUUCUCAUACAUCA